Molecule: messenger RNA, 1683 nt
Organism: Hevea brasiliensis (rubber tree)
Lineage: Eukaryota; Viridiplantae; Streptophyta; Magnoliopsida; Malpighiales; Euphorbiaceae
Product: disease resistance protein RUN1-like
Exons: 11
Coding region: 1-1683 (560 amino acids)
Biological process (GO): defense response
Molecular function (GO): ADP binding
Source: RefSeq, a predicted model, not a curated record
AUGUACAAAAUCGUGAAGAAAGAAGAAGAUUCCAAACCUGGUCCAGAAAUGGAAGAAUGUUGGUUGCUACUUCCUUUUCCUUUCUUUUCUGUGUCUUCCCCCUUUACUUCUUCCAGCCAAAAUGAGUUUCCAGUGGCUUCCCGUGAGGUUGCACAAGAUGUGCAGGAUGAUGGUAGUGAUGGUGAUGGUGAUGGUUAUGGUUGUGGUAGCGGUGGUAGUGGUGGUGGUGAUGGUGAUAGUGUAGUAGUGCUAGUAGUAGCAGCACUGAUGGUGGUUGUAGUAGUGGUAGUAAUAGUAGCAGUGAUGAUAUUGAUGGCUUCGUCUUCUUCUUCCUCUUCUUCUAUCAAUCCUCAGUGGAAGAAGUAUGAUGCGUUUAUAAGUUUUAGAGGUGCAGACAUCCGAGAAGGUUUUCUCAGUGAUCUUGUUUAUGAUGAAGAUGGCUUUGUUGGAAUUGAUUCUCGUGUGAAGGAAGUUGAAUCAUUUUUAUGUCUUGAAUCAGAAGAUGUGCUUAUGAUAGGAAUUUGGGGAAUGGGAGACUUAGUUGGAGGGUGGAAUUUGUAUGGUCCAGGAAGUAGAGUCAUUGUAACAAGCAGAGAUAAGCAAGUGCUUGAAAUUGUGGACUGCAGGAAAUGUAUUAUUUAUGAGGUUGAGAAAUUAAAUGAUUGUGAAUCUCUUCGACUCUUUAGCUUGCACGCCUUCAAACAACCUCAUCCCGCAGAAGGCUACAUGAAGCAGCUAUCAAAGAAAGUGAUAAGUUAUACUCAAGGAGUUCCAUUAGCCCUUAAAGUUUUAGGCUGCAACCUUUAUGGUAAAAGUGUGACAGAAUGGGAAUGUGAGUUGAAAAAACUUGAAACUAUUCCCAGUAAGAAAAUUCAGGGCAUUCUGAGAAGAAGUUAUGAUGAACUAGAUGAUAAUGAAAGGAGUAUAUGUCUGGAUAUUGCAUGUUUUUUUUUUAAAGGGGAAGAUGAAGAGCGUGUAAAAAAUAUAUUAGAUUGCUGUGGUUUUUCUGCAGACAGUGGAAUACGUAGUCUGCUUGAUAAGUCUCUCGUAACUAUUUCCGAAAAGAAGAGUAGCCAACUCAAACAACUUUGGACCGAAGAUGCUCCGUUUAUUGAAAACUUGAAAUUUAUGGACCUCAGCAACUCGAAACAACUGAUCAGAAUUCCAGACCCACUGAAAUUUCCAAAACUUGAGGUUGUUAUUUUGAGAGUUUGGUUGAAGUUUCUUCGUCUACUAACUCUUCUGCCAAGUGGCUUAGGCGAAUUUAGGUGUGUUGAGUAUCCUAAUCUCAUCGGAUGCUCAAAGCUAAAAAGUCUUCCAAACAGCAUAUGCAAUCUGAAAUCUCUAAAACGGCUAGACAUCUCACAUUGUGUGAAUCUCCAUGGAUUGCCAGAGAACUUGGGGGACUUGGAAUCUCUGGAGAACCUGAUUGCAACGAGAAGUGGCUUGGCCUGUCUUUAUUAUCUUUCUCUCCAGGGUUGUGGUAUAUCAGAAAUUCCCACUCUUGAAUGGUUAGAUGCAGAAAAUUGCACAUCUCUGGAAUUUGUAUCAAGCACAUUCAUACAAGGAUAUAUGAAUUCCUAUUUGGAUUUGGAUCUUAGCAAAUGCAUUAAUUUGGAUCAGAGCUCAUCAAUGGAUUGUCUACUGCUCAAACUUCAAAGCAUGGGACCACCAGAGGUUUGA